This is a messenger RNA of Paramecium pentaurelia, 370 nucleotides long. NCBI's taxonomy places the organism in Eukaryota, Ciliophora, Oligohymenophorea, Peniculida, Parameciidae. The record is from the annotation of a GenBank genome assembly.
AAUGAGUCGGAAAUUCACAUGGUAAGAAGUUGGUGACAAUGCCAAAAAUGGAUGGAUUGUUAUUGGUGAUUCAGUCUAUGGACCAUAAGGAUUUUUAGAUUCUCAUCCAGGAGGCCCAGCUGUCAUUAGAAAUAAAGCAGGUAAAGAUGUCACUAGAUUCUUCAAUGAAAUGGGUAAUUUAUAAUAUAUGAAUCUAGGUCAUUCAUCAAAAGCUCAUGAUAUUUUGAAAUCUUUGAAAAUUGGUGAGAUUGACAAAAAUUCAAAACCAGCCAGUUGGUAAAUAGACUCAGAUCAAAGACUAGUAGCAAUUACUUCUGUAAUGCUGAUAUUAGCAUUUGCAUUUGUUUAUUUUUUUGUUUUGAAAAAAUGA